Molecule: messenger RNA, 4504 nt
Organism: Anopheles cruzii
Lineage: Eukaryota; Metazoa; Arthropoda; Insecta; Diptera; Culicidae
Gene: Gart
Product: trifunctional purine biosynthetic protein adenosine-3
Exons: 6
Coding region: 202-4353 (1383 amino acids)
Biological process (GO): adenine biosynthetic process; 'de novo' IMP biosynthetic process
Cellular component (GO): cytosol
Molecular function (GO): metal ion binding; phosphoribosylglycinamide formyltransferase activity; phosphoribosylamine-glycine ligase activity
Source: RefSeq, a predicted model, not a curated record
UCAACAACGGACGUGAAACGCGAGACACGCAGUGUGAAAUUUACGGCGAAUCGUAUCGAGCUGUUCUAAUCUGAAGCCAAACGCGGGGAAAAUAGGAUCCUUCCCCAUUCACCAGUGCCCUGUGUUCAAUCAGAUUCAGGUGGACUUCUGCUGAACUUGUGUGUGUGCGGCAGAGAUAGUGCGUGUCGUUUUGGCCAAAAAAUGACCAACGACGGAGUAUCGUCGUUGCGAAAGGUGCUGGUGAUCGGAUCGGGUGGCCGUGAGCAUGCGAUAUGUUGGAAGCUGUCGCGUAGUGAGCGAGUUAGCACGGUGUACGUUUUGCCCGGAAGCCCUGGAAUUGCCGCGAUCCCCAAAGUGCAGCGGCUGACCGAAGUGAAUGCGAAAGAUUUCACGGCCAUCGUCCGUUGGUGUAAGGAGAACGAGAUCGAUCUGGUCGCAGUCGGACCCGAAGACCCGUUGGCCGAUGGCCUGGGCGAUGAGCUACGAAAGGCGAAUGUUCGAUGCUUUGGACCUGGAAAGCGCGGAGCGCGGAUCGAAGCGGACAAGAACUGGUCCAAAGAUUUUAUGCAUCGGCACGGCAUUCCGACCGCCCGGUAUGCUUCGUUCACGGAGGCGGCUCCAGCCAAAGCGUUCAUCCGCUCAGCACCGUACGCGGCACUCGUCGUCAAGGCGAGUGGUCUGGCCGCCGGCAAGGGUGUGAUCGUGGCAGACACGGUCGACGAGGCGUGUGCGGCCGUUGACGAAAUUUUGGGCGAUCGCCGCUUCGGAGCGGCCGGCGAAGUAGUGGUCGUGGAGGAACGAUUGACUGGCGAAGAGGUAUCGGUUCUGGCGUUCGUGGAUUCGCGAACCGUGCGCGUUAUGCUGCCGGCACAAGAUCACAAGCGACUGCGCGAUCAGGACCUUGGACCCAACACAGGCGGCAUGGGAGCGUACUGCCCGUGUCCCCUCAUAAAAUCGGAUGAACUGGAACUGGUCGUGCGGGAGGUGCUACAGAGAGCCGUCGACGGAUUGCGCAAGGAAGGAAUCGCGUACCACGGCGUCCUGUACGCUGGCAUGAUGCUAACACCGGAUGGUCCGAAAACGUUGGAGUUUAACUGUCGCUUCGGUGAUCCGGAAACGCAGGUCAUUCUGCCGCUCCUCAAAUCCGACCUGUACGACGUGAUGGAGGCCACAUGCGAGGGACGGUUGCACGAAGUGCAGCUUCAAUUCCGGCCAGCCACCAGUGCGGUUGGGGUAGUGAUGGCAAGCAAGGGCUAUCCGGAAACCUCCACCAAAGGUUGCGUCAUCAAAGGUCUUGAUGCGGUAGCGUCUCGCCCGGAACAUCUGGUGUUUCACAGCGGAGUGACGUUGAAUGGUCGGGAGGAGUUUGUCACUAACGGGGGACGCGUACUCAUUAGCGUCGUGCUCGAUAGUGACCUUAAGAAGGCUGCUGCACUGGCCACGGCCGCUUGCAGCACGAUUCAGUUCGAAGGCUCGCAACACCGACGGGACAUUGCACAGAAGGCGUUCAAACACCUAAAUCUUUCAUACAAAGCCAGUGGCGUUGAUAUUGAUGCUGGCGAUGCCCUCGUGCAGCGCAUUAAACCGUUGGCCCGUGGAACCAACCGUCCCGGCGUGAUCGGUGGGCUUGGCGGUUUUGGUGGCCUCUUUCGACUGAACGACGUAACGUACACCGACCGCGCCGGUAAGGAAGUACGAUACAGCGAUCCGGUCCUUGUCCAGGGAACGGAUGGUGUCGGUACCAAACUGAAGCUGGCCGAAGCACUAAACUGCUGGGACACGAUCGGCGUCGAUCUAGUGGCCAUGUGUGCGAACGAUGUGCUGUGCGCCGGAGCGGAACCGUUGGCCUUCCUCGAUUACAUCGCUUGCGGUCGCCUCGAGGUCCCUACGGCUGCAAUGAUCGUGAAGGGGAUAGCCGAAGGAUGUCGUGAAACACGGUGCGCUCUGCUUGGAGGGGAAACCGCCGAAAUGCCUUCGAUGUACGCCCCCGGAAAGUACGAUUUGGCCGGGUACUGUGUCGGAGUGGCCGAGCACGAUCAGCUCCUCCCGCGGACUGAUCGCAUCCGCGUAGGAGAUCUCGUCGUGGGACUUCCGUCGAGUGGGGUGCACAGCAAUGGGUUCAGUUUGGUGAACCACAUCUUCGAACGCACCGGCACGAAACUGACCGAUGUGGCCCCGUUCGCAGAGGAUGGCUGCAGCAGGUUCGGUGACGAGCUACUCACUCCGACACGCCUCUACGUCGCACCGUUGCUUCCGCUUCUACGCCAGAGUGAAGAAACAAUCAGGGCGCUAGCACACAUUACCGGAGGUGGUUUGAUUGAGAACGUGCCGCGCGUUCUGCCGCCCGGCCUGGCGGUGGAGGUGAACUUCGAUUCGGUGAAAAUUCCUCCCAUCUUUGGGUGGCUUGCGGCGAAAGGCAAUGUUAGUGAGCGGGAAAUGCUCCGUACGUUCAAUUGCGGUAUCGGAAUGGUGGUGAUCCUGGCGGGAGAUGAUCUGUCGUGGCGAUCACAUCUGCAGCAUCACGGAGCGGUAAUGCUGGGCAAGGUUGUUCACCGAUCGUCACCAACCAGCGAGCAAGUGAUCGUGAGCCAUUUCACGGAAGCGAUCGACCGAGUUGCUGCUCCGUAUCGUUCGCAAAUGGUGACAAGCGGCCGACGGACCCCUUCUGGUGCGCCGAUUGAAACUUCGUACAAAGACAGUGGUGUCGAUAUUGGGGCCGGUGAUGAGCUUGUUCGGCGCAUCAAACCGUUCGCGAAAUCGACCAACCGGCUUGGUGUCAUGGGAGGACUUGGUGGCUUUGGAGGACUCUUUCGGUUACGUGAUGCCGUCGGAGAUCAGAUGACCGACCCGAUACUGGUGCUCGGGACGGACGGUGUAGGGACGAAGCUGAAGAUCGCCCAGGAAGCGCACACUCACCACACGAUCGGAAUCGAUCUGGUGGCUAUGUGUGUGAACGAUAUCAUCUGCAACGGUGCCGACCCGUGCUCAUUCCUCGAUUACUAUGCCUGCGGGCGGCUCGAUGUGCCGGUGGCUGAAAAGGUGGUACAGGGGAUUGCCGAAGGAUGCCGUCAGGCCGGCAGUGCCCUGCUUGGUGGAGAAACGGCCGAGAUGCCUGGAAUGUACGCUCCGGGAGUUUACGAUUUGGCCGGCUUUUCCCUCGGAGUGGUCGAUGGCAGCAAGUUGCUACCACGGAUCGAUAGCGUGCGGCCCGGAGACGUGCUGAUCGGGUUGCCGUCGAGCGGAGUACAUAGUAAUGGGUUCAGUUUAGUGCACAAAAUUCUGGACUACGCUGGGGUAACGUAUCGUGACGUUGCGCCGUUCAGUGCGACGGGAAGAACGUUCGCCGAAGAGCUGCUCGUGCCGACCAAGAUCUACGUGCGAGAGCUGCAACCCUUGCUGGCCCGGGGGCAUGUGAAAGCGCUGGCACACAUCACGGGCGGUGGUUUCACGGAAAACAUACCACGCGUGCUGCCCGCGGAACUGGCCGCGUUUCUAAACCUCGCGGAUCUGCACAUUUCACCCCUCUUCGGCUGGCUAUCGCGUGCCGGGAACGUUCGGGCCGACGAAAUGCUACGAACGUUCAACUGUGGCAUUGGAAUGGUGUUGGUGGUAGCACCGGAACACGAGCAAACCGUUCUCGGAGAGUUGCGCCCGGUCGGUGGGCAACCGUUGGGAACGGUGGUGAAGCGCGAUUUGGCUACUGGAGCGCGUGUUAUCGUGCGUGACUUCGAACAGGGUCUUCUGACGGCCCAACGGUCCUGUACGCUGCCAAAGAAGCGUAUCGCUGUACUCAUCUCUGGUACCGGAAGCAACCUGCAGGCCCUGAUCGACGCCACGCGUACAACUGCGGCGGGCAUUCGAGGCGAGAUCGUGUUGGUGGUUUCGAACAAACCAGGCGUCCUGGGACUCGAACGGGCAGCGAAGGCCAACAUUCCCUCGACAGUGAUCCAUCACAAGGACUUCGCUAGCCGAGAGCAGUUCGAUGAAGCAGUUUCGGGUGCGUUGCAAGAGGCUCGUGUCGAUCUUGUGUGUCUCGCCGGAUUUAUGCGCAUCCUUUCGAGCGACUUUGUCCGACGGUGGGCUGGCCGGCUCAUCAACAUUCAUCCGGCACUACUUCCGAAGCAUAAAGGAACCCAUGCACAACGACAGGCCUUGGCAGCGGGCGAUCUAGAGUCGGGCUGCACGGUACACUUCGUGGACGAAGGAGUGGACACCGGCGCUAUCAUCCUACAGGAACGCGUGCCAGUUUUGCCAGGCGACACGGAAGAAACACUCACGGAGCGAAUUCACCGGGCGGAGCACAUUGCGUACCCGCGAGCAUUGCGUUUGGUCGCGAACGGCCUUAUCAAAUAGUCGAUCGAUCAUACAACACGAAUGUCACAGUCAGUAAGGGCGCUGUUAUUUUAUCUUAGCUUUUGUUACUCACUGAAUCAUCACUCGUUACAUCUACUCACAAUGAAUGACCAAACAAUGAACCAAUAAAUCCUAGAAGACUAGACUUAUU